Molecule: messenger RNA, 276 nt
Organism: Phaedon cochleariae (mustard beetle)
Lineage: Eukaryota; Metazoa; Arthropoda; Insecta; Coleoptera; Chrysomelidae
Source: the annotation of a GenBank genome assembly
AUGCAGCUAUCACACUGUAUGGAAUGUUUCACAUGUGAAGAAUUUCUAGACGAAGACGAUAUGCCGAUUUGUUCCAAGUGUAAGGAGCGCAGGAAAUGUACAGAAACUUUGUCUUUCCACAAAUUUCCAAAGGUGUUGGUUAUUCAUUUGAAACGUUUCAUGUCCUCUGUAUGUUCUUCAGACGAAGUCAACGUCAUUAUAGACAUUCUGCUCGAGGGUUUGGAUUUGAGCAGCUACAGUCCUUACGCGCUGUCCAACCACAAAAGCACCAUGUAG